This is a messenger RNA of Oryzias melastigma (Indian medaka), 3359 nucleotides long. RefSeq names its product NLR family CARD domain-containing protein 3-like. NCBI's taxonomy places the organism in Eukaryota, Metazoa, Chordata, Actinopteri, Beloniformes, Adrianichthyidae. The transcript is spliced from 7 exons. The coding region runs from base 95 to 2845 and encodes 916 amino acids. Gene Ontology annotation, molecular function: protein binding. The record is from RefSeq and is a predicted model, not a curated record.
GGAGCUAAAGAAGAUCCAGAAGAUUCUGAGUCAGAGGGAGGAUGAGGAACUGGAGGAUGAAGAUGAAGAGCAGAGGAGCAGCAGAGAGUCACUGAUGAAGAUCACAGAGAACUUCCUGAGGAGAAUGAAGCAGAAGGAGCUGGCAGAUCGACUGCAGAACAGCUUGACUGCUUUAAAUGUUCAAAAUAAAGUCCAAUCUAGUCUGAAGAAGAAGUUCCAGUGUGUGUUUGAAGGGAUCAGUAAAGCAGGAAAUCCAACCCUUCUGAAUGAGAUCUACACAGAGCUCUACAUCACAGAUGGUGGAACUGGAGAGCCGAAUGAAGAACAUGAGGUCAGACAGAUUGAAGCUGCAUCCAGGAAAGCAGACAGAGCAGAAACAAGCAUCAGACAAGAAGAGCUCUUUCAAUGCCCACCUGGAAGACAAGAACCAAUCAGAACCGUGAUGACAAAGGGAGUGGCUGGCAUCGGGAAAACAGUCUUAACACAGAAGUUCAUUCUGGACUGGGCUGAAGGCAAAGCCAACCAGAACAUCCACUUCACAUUUCCAUUCACUUUCAGAGAGCUGAAUGUGCUGAAAGAGGAGAAGUUCAGCUUGGUGGAACUUGUUCAUCACUUCUUCCCUGAAACCAAAGAAGCAGGAAUCUGCAGCUUUGAAGAUUUCCAGAUCAUCUUCAUCUUUGAUGGUCUGGAUGAGUGUCGACUUCCUCUGGACUUCCACAAGUCUCAGAUCCUAACUGACCCUAGAAAGUCCACCUCAGUGGGUGAUCUGCUGACAAACCUCAUCAGGGGGAACCUGCUUCCCUCUGCUCGCCUCUGGAUAACCACACGACCUGCAGCAGCCAAUCAGAUCCCUGCUGAGAGUGUUGACAUGGUGACAGAGAUCAAAGGGUUCAAUGAGCCACAGAAGGAGGAGUACUUUUGGAAGAGAUUCCAAGAUAAGAAGCAGGCCAGAAUGAUCAUCUCCCACAUCAAGAGAUCCCGAAGCCUCCACAUCAUGUGCCACAUCCCAGUCUUCUGCUGGAUCACUGCUACAGUUCUGGAGGAUCUGCUGAAGAGCAGAGAGGGAGGAGAGCUGCCCAAGAGCCUGACUGAGAUGUACAUCCACUUCCUGGUGGUUCAGGCCAAAGUCAAGAAGAUCAAGUAUGAUGGAGGAGCUGAGACAGAUCCUCACUGGAGUCCAGAGAGCAAGAAGAUGAUGGAGUCUCUGGGAAAACUGGCUUUUGAGCAGCUGCAGAAAGGAAACCUGAUCUUCUAUGAAUCCGACCUGACAGAGUGUGGGAUCGAUAUCAGAGCAGCGUCAGUGUACUCAGGAGUGUUCACACAGAUCUUUAGAGAGGAGAGAGGACUGUACCAGGACAAGGUGUUCUGCUUCAUCCAUCUGAGUGUUCAGGAGUUUCUGGCUGCUCUUCAUGUCCACCUGACUUUCAUCACCUCAGGAGUCAAUCUCAUGGAAGAACAGAAUAUAUCAGUCCAGUUCUAUCAGAGUGCUGUGAACAAGGCGUUACAGAGUCCAAAUGGACACUUGGAUUUGUUCCUCCGUUUCCUCCUGGGCCUUUCACUGCAGACCAAUCAGAGUCUCCUAAAAGGUCUGCUGACACAGCCAGGAAGUAGUUCACAGACCAAUCAGGAAACUGUCCAGUACAUCAAGGAGAAGAUCAGUGAGAAUCUGUCCGCAGAGAAAAGCAUCAACCUGUUCCACUGUCUGAAUGAACUGAAUGAUGGUUCUCUAGUGGAGGAGAUCCAACAGUUCCUGAGUUCAGGACGUCUCUCCACAGAUGAACUGUCUCCUGCUCAGUGGUCAGCUCUGGUCUUCAUCUUACUGUCAUCAGAAGAUCUGAAAGUGUUUGACCUGAAGAAAUACUCUGCUUCAGAGGAGGCUCUUCUGAGGCUGCUGCCAGUGAUCAAAGCCUCCAACAAAGCUCUACUGAAUGCCUGUAAUCUGUCAGAGAGAAGCUGUGCAGCUCUGUCUUCAGUUCUCAGCUCUCAGUCCUCCAGUCUCAUAGAUCUGGACCUGAGUAACAACAACCUGCAGGAUUCAGGAGUGAAACUCUUGUCAGCUGGACUGGAGAGUCCACACUGUGAACUGGAGACUCUCAGUCUGUCAGAUUGUCUGAUCACAGAGGAAGGCUGUACUUCUCUGGCUUCAGCUCUGAAGUCCAACCCCUCCUAUCUGAGAGAGCUGGACCUGAGCUACAAUCAUCCAGGAGAGGCUGGAAUGAAGCUGCUUUCUGCUGCACUGGAGGAUCCACACUUUAGACUGGACACUCUCAGGGUGGAGCCUGCUGGAGACCAAUGGUUAACUCAAGGUCUGAGGAAAUAUUCCUGUUGCCUCACAAUCGACACAAACACAGUGAACAGAAACCUCAAACUGUCUGACAACAACAGGAAGGUGACCUUUGAGAAGGAGCUUCAGUCAUAUCCUGAUCAUCCAGACAGAUUUGAUCACUGGUAUCAGCUGCUGUGCAGAGAUGGUCUGACUGGUCGCUGUUACUGGGAGGUUGAGUGGACAAAUAGAGUUUCCAUAACAGUGAGUUACAGAGGAAUCAGAAGAAAAGGAAACACUAAUGACUGUUUCUUUGGGGAGAACAAUCAGUCCUGGAGUCUGAUCUGCACUGAUUAUGAUGGUUUCUAUGUCUGGCACAAUAAUAAUAAGACACCAGUCUGUUCUUCUGUCUCUUCCUCCCUCAGGGUAGCAGUGUAUGUGGAUUAUCCUGGUGGUAUUCUGUCCUUCUUCAGAGUUUCCAGUGACUCACUGAUCCACCUUCACACCUUCAACACCACAUUCACUGAACCUCUUUACCCUGGAUUUGGGCUCUGGCCUGGUUCCUCAAUGGUUCUGGGUUAAUUUCAGUUGUAAUGUUCUGGUUCUAUUAGAGAAACUCUUUGUUUAUCAGAUGGCCCAGUAUUAUUUACAAAACGAUUUUCAGAUGAAUCUAUUUUGCCCGUUUCUUUCUGAAACUUAUAUCAUAUUAAUUUCUAUUAAACUUCUUUCCCCUUCAAUUCUCAUAGAUUGAAGAUGCUGUUUUUCCAGAAUCCGAAUGUUGUUCUGUUCCGUUUCCAGUCAUAGAAUCGGUGAAUGUCAUGUUUCUCUGAAGCUAAAUAAAUGUUGUUUUUGAAUGCUCACAAAGGGGAAUACGAUGAUUACAAACUAGAUAUAGACUUUAAAAGUUUACACCAGUUGCUUUCAAUCAAAGUUUAUCAUCUUAAGAAUGUAUGCAUUCUUUGGUAUUAAUUUAAACUCACAUUUUAUAAUUUAUCUUCUUGAAUUCUAUAGCAAAUUAUUUAUAUAUUUAGGUCUGAUCAAUGCUACUCUUUUUUUCUAAUUUGUAAUUUGAAAGUUUUUCUCAAUAAAUCAUUUC